AUGUUAAAUAAAGAAUAUCAUAAAACUUCUCAAAUAGUGAUGCAGAUACUAGGAUUAUGGCCUUAUCAAAAUAAAGCUAAGAAAAUGUUUAUUCAAUGGAUCUUAACCCCUUAUGUAAGUAAAUACAUCGAGUACUUCAUGUUUCGAUGUAUCAGUUUCAUCGGACAACAAAUUAUUGAUACUAGUGAACAAAUAUUCAAUUCAAGUUACUUUUGCGAAUGGUUUAUUCUAACAAAUAAGGAAAAAAUAUUUUUAAAAUUAAUCAUGAUUCGCUCGAUACAUCCAUGUACAGUAAAAAUUAUCAAAGUAUCUCCACUUUCGUUUAAAACAUUUGGAAAAUAUUAA
Molecule: messenger RNA, 345 nt
Organism: Ceratosolen solmsi marchali
Lineage: Eukaryota; Metazoa; Arthropoda; Insecta; Hymenoptera; Agaonidae
Exons: 5
Coding region: 1-345 (114 amino acids)
Source: RefSeq, a predicted model, not a curated record